Molecule: messenger RNA, 885 nt
Organism: Sphenostylis stenocarpa
Lineage: Eukaryota; Viridiplantae; Streptophyta; Magnoliopsida; Fabales; Fabaceae
Source: the annotation of a GenBank genome assembly
AUGGGAAAAACAUCAAGCAGAGAAUGGACACGGAUCUACCUCAUCUACGGAAUGGAUCAGUGCCAAACCUUCGUCUUCCUUCUCUGUCAAGCCAUUCUCUUCUCACUUCUCUCAGUGCUUUACCUUCGCUACUUCAACCAAAUCUCCAGCGUUUUCGAGACCCUUCUCUCCAUCGCCGCCGUACACGGCGGAGCAGCCCGCUUCGCCGCUGGGUUUACCGGCUCCGUCACGGCACUCUCCGCACUCUGUCUCUUCUACGCGGCGGCGAACUUUUUCUACUCUGCAGUGCCUCUCCAUUCUGAGAUGGCGCAGCGCAUGGUGGACGCAGUCAAUGACUGGUCAACCGUGCGCUUAGCGCUUGACCUAGGCUGUUGCGGCCGCGGCAUUUUACUGAAUACCGUCGCCGCCCGUCUGAAAAAGGAAGGAGGAUCGGGUCGGGUGAUUGGAUUAAGCGGUCCGAAUAAGGCUGAGUUAGCGGCGACACUUCGGGCGGCUAAGGUUGAGGGAGUGGAGGAGUACGUGACAUGCCGGACAGGCGACGCCACAAGAUUACCGUUUUCGGACGGCAGUUUCAACGUUGUGAUGUCCGGCAUGUUCGUGCACACGGUGGGUAGGGGGCACAGGGAGGAGGUGGCGACGGCGGAGAGGGGGAGAGCGGUGGCGGAGGUGGUGAGGGUUUUAAAGGAGGGUGGGAUUGGGGUGGUGUGGGACCUUGUGCACGUGCCGGAGUACGUGCGGCGGUUGCAAGAGAUGAAAAUGGAAGACAUAAGAGUGAGCGAGCGUGUGACGGCGUUCAUGGUUAGCAGCCACGUCGUGUCGUUCAGGAAGCCCACUCACCACGUUCAUGGCCCACCUGAGGUUAGGUUGGAUUGGAGAUUCUGCUGA